AUGGGCAACCCCGUGAGCAAGAGCCAGGAGUUCAUGGAGCAACGAGAGAGAAGCAACACGGAGUACCGGAAGCAGGGAACCCUGUCUAUGAACCUGGUGCGAGAGGAAUUCAAUCGCGAUAUACAGGAGGUGUACGACCUGAGGUCGGGGGAGCUGCUCGGGAAGGGAGGCUUCGGGACUGUCAGAGUCGUCACGCAUAAGGCGACGCAAAACAAGUAUGCGCUAAAGACGAUCGAGCUAAAGGACGUGGAGACGGUGGAGCAGUACGAGUUUCUCCUCAACGAGAUCGAGAUCAUGAAACAGCUCGACCACCCCAACAUCGCACGGUACAAAUUUAGGAGUGAGGACGAGACGGCGAAGAUUGUGAACAAGCUCAUCAACGCGCUUCGGUAUUGCCAUGACCGCAACAUUGCGCACCGAGAUAUCAAGCUUGAGAACAUCUGCUUCGAGUCCAUGGCAGAUGACGCGGAAGUGAAGCUGGUGGACUUCGGACUCAGCGCUUCGUUUAAGGACGAGCAAAUGCGGCACGAUUUGGUGGGGUCCUGGGCGUUCAUGGCGCCGGAAGUUCUUCAGAGAGCGCACCAUCCUCAAGCCUGCGACCUGUGGAGCAUGGGUGUCAUCACGUACUGCCUCCUGGCAGGGUUCCCUCCGUUCCGAUCAGUCAACCUCAAGGGCCUCAAGGAGCAGAUAUUGUACAGCUAUGCGAAAGACUUCAUCCAGAAGCUUCUCAAGAAGGAUCCUCAGAAGCGAUGGACGGCACAGCAGGCCCAACAUCACGCGUGGCUGACGAAGGCUCGCAGCACGAAGAAGAACGCCAAGCUUAGCCCGAAAGUGGUGGAGAACCUGAUGCACUUCAAGAGCCUCAACCUCAUGAAGCGCGUGGCGUUGGGAGUGGUGGCGAGAACACUGGAGGCGUCGGAGAUGAGAAAUCUCGAGCAGGAGUUCCAUAAGGCGGACAUCGCGAGAAGCGGAGAGAUCUCCAUCGAGGACUUCCGAUCCGUCCUGUUGAGAUCAAACCAGUUCCAGCGCAAGGAGGUGGACGAGAUCUUCGAGGGGCUGGACAUCGGUUGCUCCGGGAGGCUCUCCUACACCGACUUUACGGCCGCCGCCCUCAACAGGCAACACUUGGACACGCGACGUCUUAAGUACGCGUUCGAGAGGCUGGACCAUGACAACAACGGCUACUUGGACUACGAGGACUUGAUGAUGACAGUCGGGUCGGACCUGAGCACAGAGGACGUACGAACAGCGAUAAAGCAAUUCGACACGGACAACAGAGGCAAAGUCUCCUUCGAGUGA
Ectocarpus siliculosus is the source of this 1299-nucleotide messenger RNA. NCBI's taxonomy places the organism in Eukaryota, Phaeophyceae, Ectocarpales, Ectocarpaceae. The record is from the annotation of a GenBank genome assembly.